CUCGCAAGAUGGCGGACAGUGCGGAACUAAAGCAAAUGGUUAUGAGCCUUCGAGUUUCGGAACUUCAGGUGCUGCUGGGCUACGCGGGGAGGAACAAGCACGGCCGCAAACACGAACUGCUCACGAAAGCCCUGCACCUGCUCAAGGCCGGCUGCAGCCCCGCCGUGCAGAUGAAAAUCAAAGAACUCUACCGGAGGAGGUUCCCCCAGAAAAUCAUGACCCCCGCAGACCUGUCCAUCCCCAGCGUGCACUCGAGCUCCAUGCCGGCCACGCUGUCUCCAUCCACCAUUCCACAGCUCGGCUACGACGGCCACCCCGCCACGUCCCCGCUGCUCCCCGUGUCCCUGCUGGGCCCCAAACACGAACUGGAACUGCCCCACCUCACCUCGGCCCUGCACCCCGUGCACCCCGACAUCAAACUGCAGAAACUGCCCUUCUACGACCUGCUGGACGAGCUGAUCAAACCCACCAGCCUCGCCUCAGACAAUAGUCAGCGGUUUCGAGAAACCUGCUUCGCGUUCGCUCUGACGCCGCAGCAAGUGCAGCAGAUCAGCAGUUCCAUGGAUAUUUCUGGGACCAAAUGUGACUUCACAGUACAGGUCCAGCUAAGGUUUUGUUUAUCAGAAACCAGUUGUCCACAAGAAGAUCACUUCCCACCCAAUCUGUGUGUGAAAGUAAAUGGGAAACCAUGCAGCCUUCCAGGCUACCUUCCACCAACCAAAAAUGGUGUUGAACCAAAGCGCCCCAGCAGACCAAUCAACAUUACCUCACUCGUCAGGUUGUCCACGACGGUACCAAACACAAUCGUUGUCUCCUGGACCGCGGAGAUCGGGAGAAACUAUUCCAUGGCAGUGUACCUGGUGAAGCAGUUGUCCUCCACGGUGCUCCUGCAGAGGUUGCGAGCGAAGGGAAUUCGGAACCCGGAUCACUCCAGAGCCCUGAUUAAAGAGAAGCUGACUGCUGAUCCAGACAGUGAAAUAGCAACAACAAGCUUAAGAGUGUCUCUUCUUUGCCCACUUGGUAAGAUGCGUCUGACCAUCCCCUGCAGGGCCCUGACCUGUUCCCACCUGCAGUGCUUUGAUGCCACUCUCUAUAUUCAGAUGAACGAGAAGAAACCAACCUGGGUUUGCCCUGUCUGUGACAAGAAGGCUCCCUAUGAACAUCUCAUUAUUGAUGGGUUGUUCAUGGAAAUCCUGAAGUUUUGUACAGAUUGUGAUGAAAUUCAGUUUAAGGAGGAUGGAUCCUGGGCUCCCAUGAGAUCCAAGAAGGAGGUGCAGGAAGUAACAGCAUCUUACAACGGCGUGGAUGGGUGCAUAAGCUCUUCCUUGGAACAUCAGGUGUCUUCUCACCAACAGUCAAAUAAAAAUAAGAAAGUGGAAGUGAUCGAUUUGACCAUCGACAGCUCGUCAGAUGAGGAGGAGGAGGAGCCAUCUGCCAAGAGGAGCUGUCCUUCCAUAUCUCCAGCAUCACCAUUAAAUAAUAAGGGCAUUUUGAAUUUACCCCAUCAAGCAUCUCCUGUGUCAAGAACACCAAGCCUUCCUGCUGUUGACACCAGCUACAUCAACACAUCACUUAUCCAAGACUACAGGCAUCCAUUCCAUAUGACACCAAUGCCUUAUGACUUGCAAGGUUUAGAUUUCUUCCCUUUCCUGUCAGGAGACAAUCAGCAUUACAACACCUCCCUCCUUGCCGCCGCAGCCGCGGCGGUUUCCGCGUCCGAUGAUCAAGAACUUUUACACUCCCGUUUUUUCCCCUACACUUCAUCCCAGAUGUUUCUCGAUCAGCUCAAUGCAGGAGGAAGCAGUUCCCUGCCAGCCACAAAUGGUAGCAAUAGUGGCAGUAACAGCAGUCUUGUUUCCUCCAACAGCCUGCGAGAGAAUCAUGGGCAUCCCGUUGCAAGUAGGAGCAGCACGGACACGGCAUCAAUCUUUGGUAUCAUACCAGACAUUAUCUCAUUGGACUGAUCCUUUUUGGACAGAGGAAAUCUUUGUGCUUGGUUUUUACUUUAUGUUAGAAACAUAAGACAAAGUUUUGUUUUGGUUUUGGUUGUUUUUUUUUUUUUUUCUUUUUUUUUUUUUUUUUUUUUUUUUUUUUUUUUUUUUUUUUCCUUUUUUAGGGGGAAAAAAAAAAUUUACGUGUACAGAGAACAAAAGUAUAUUUUCAGUUUUACUUUUGUAUAUAAACCUAAGAUGGCCUCACUGGUAAAAAUAAGAAAAAAAAAAAAAAACACAAAACGACAAAAAAAAUAACAAAAACAAGGAGCUUCAGUUCAUUUUUAUGGAUGCUGAAGAUUUUACACCUGUGCAUUUGUCAUGUGAGUUUCUUUUUCUUUUUUUCCCCUCUAGUUUGGACACAAAUGGCAUUAUUUUCCUCACAGUAACAUAACCAGGAAAGGAGCUGAACUUCUAAAAGUUCAGGCUUGGGAGAGAGGGUUUUUUCUCCUCUUGGAGACAUUUCCCUUCGGUGGUGGAAUCUUAAUUCCCCCAUCCCACGUUCAGUGCAGAUUUUAUUAUGCUUAAAGCAGAGUAGACCCUGCUCUGCUUCCCUUCUGUUUGCAGGACAGAGCCUUUCAGGAGUGGGUUUGGUUUUUUAGGAGUUUUUUGUCAUCUCUGUGUGACCCUUUAUUGAGACAACUUUUGAAUUCCACACUUCGAUCAAGCACGUGGCAAGUUCAUCAGUGACAGGACCUGAGGGAAAGGCAGGAAAGCUGAGUCAGGGAGGGCUAGGUUGGAUCCCAGGAGAAGGUUGUUGAGCACUGGAACAGCCUCCCCAAGGUGUGGUCACAGCUCCAGGCCUGUUCAAGGAGUGUGUAAACAACACUCUCAGGCACGUGGUGGGUUUUGGGGUGUCCUGUGCAGGAGCAGGAGUUGGACUCGAUGAUCCUCGUGGGUCCCUUCCAACUCAGCAUUUUCCAUGGCUCAGUUAUUCCUGAGGGCCAGACUCAACAAAAUCCCAGGCUGAGGAAUUCCUUGGCUCUGCCUCUGUGGGACAUUUUUAUGGAGUCCAGCCCCAAAUCCCCGUGUCAACACGUUGGACUGGAGGGUUUUCUUUCUAAGAACUUCCUAUAAAACCCUGUUCCAAUAACUUUAAGAUCUUAAUCAGCAAAAUGCUGAGCAUGUGUCAGUUUGAAAUCUGUGGAGCUGUUUGUGCUUUUCCCUUAGCCAUGCCUGUAGCAACGGCCUUGGCAAUCAGGGCCCGCCUUGUUCCCUCUGGAAAAACCUCCUUUUAGCUGCAGUGGAUCAAAAAUCUCUGCUUCCAAGUGAACUUGUCAACUGAAUACAAGGAGAAAAUCCAACUGCCAGCACACUCUUGCAUGGUUUGUGCAGCUGAUCAUGCUCUCGGGCUGCCGAGUUCACACUCAUCCCAAUGAAUAUUCAGUGUUCAGUGUGAGUCUGAAACCAAAACCCGACCCAAGCAACCACCCACCUGGAUCCCAGGGAUUCCCUAUCCAAGUCUUUUAGGGAAGUGGCUUUCGAAAUUCAGUUUUCUCUCUUUGGCCUUGGAAUUCUUUUUGCUUUCCCAGAUUUUUCAGUUGAACUUGGAGCCAUAUUUACUUCCUGGUUUCUUUUUUUUUUUUUUUUAACGUUGUGCAUGACAUAGGAAAAAUCUUUUUUUAGAACUGAUGGGUCAUUUGGGCUGAUCUGUUCUUCUUGAAGAGUGACAAAUGUGUAAAUAGCUGGAAUGCAGUUUUUCAGGAGAUUCUUUAAAGUCAGAGAAAGGGGGAGGGAAGGAAGUUGAUUCUCUUGUGUCCCAAAGUCCACGUCAGAGAGAGUUAAUAUUUCCUCUGGCAUGAAAAAUAUUUUUAUAACUGGUUGAAAGUGCAGGUAACAAGUUUAUCAGGAAAAGAGAGUUAAGGAAUACUACAAUUAGCAGAUUCUUGUCUGAAUUUUUCAUGUCCAAAACUGUUGAUUGCAGCUCUUCGCUUCGAGCAUUGACAAGGGCCACCUUUUGCCUAUGAAGUCGUCUCAGAAAAUCUUGCAUUGAUUUUAAAAAAAAAAAAAAAAGGAAAAAAAGAAAAAAAAAAGGAAAAAAGGUUUAAAAAAAAAGGAAAAAAAAAGAAAAAAAAAAUCUUUAAUCCAAGUAGCAUUAGGUAUUGCUGUAUGAUCAGUCGUAUGGUUAUUUGAAAGGUUCACAUUAUGUGGCAUCAAAAUCGUUUUUAGUGUUUUUACAGCAUCCCUCUGCCACUAAAUAGUUGACUUGAAUUUUGCAAAACAAAAUGUUUGUGUUUAUAUGUAUAUGUGUGUGUAUAUAUGUAUUUAUAGAUCCGUGUGUGUGAGUUCAAAGUGAGUUAAAUAGUUUUUCCCAUGCAUGUGUAUUUCAUACAUAUCUGGCUGAUAUAUAUAUUUCACCAUACACCAAUUUUAUAAUUUAUUAAAUGUCAGUUAAAAAAAAAAUAAAUAAAAGGAUAGAAAAUGGGAAAUACUUAUUUUUUAAACAGUCUGAUUUUGAAGUGAUUAAACCUACACUAGGAAUAUAUCUCAUACCUUGUAGUCAUGGAUACUAACCUGGUAACUUCAGAGCAUAUUUGCUAUGAUCUUUGUAAAUCUGGAGUGUGGCUGCCCUGGGUUGUUCCAGGAGCGUGUCCCAGGCUCUGGAACACCAGGAAUCCGGGAGAGCCCGCGGCUGCUUUUCCGACGCUCGUGGCGACGUUUCCAUUGACUGUGUUGUUACAGACGACCCGAAGAGCAGCUUUGUGUCACUUUUUUGGUAUUAAAAUCUUGUUAUCGCAUCCAAACUGAACCGUGGGAGUGUGUGGUAUCCCGGGAUGAGGUGACUGAUGCCUGGUUUUGGGAAGGUGAGGUCGGCCGACGGCGUCUUCCAGUUCCUGCCGGUGCCCCCCGCGGGGGGAAAGGCUCUCAGUGCCCCGCUGGCAUUUUUAACCUCAGUGCUCUGCAAAGAAGGGCCAGCAACGGUCUCCAGUCCUCCUUUGUGGUAUUAUCCAUGUGCUUUGUGAGUAUUCCUGUGUCGUGCCCGGGUGUUCCUGGAGCUGGGUAAUUCUCUGUGCCUCUGACCACGGUGAACGUUGCUUGGUAGAAGUCUCAGUCUGAGUUCUCCACCAUUCCCCGCAAACCUCACUCCAAAACUUGGCUCCUUUAGGUCACAAGUCCUGGCUUGUGCUCCUGCUCCGUUCCCUGCAGGUGGCAGUUGCUGUGAUCCUUAGGAUAGCGGUCCCUUAUCCCAGAAUUCUUCCCUGAGAGGAGUGGGAUGUGUGUUCCAGAGCUCCGUGUGUGUCCCUGCACACACAGCUCCUGGAGGAGCAGGGUGGCUUUGAGUCACUCCUGCAUCCUUUAGAAAAACCCACACUAAACUAUCCCUUAAAAACUUCCCAGCACUUCCUUAGGGAUGGAACAGCAAUCCCAGGCUUCCCCCCCUCCUCUCUGUGGCAAAGAUUCCAUAACCCUUUCAAGGAUGGGAUGGCUGAUGGCUUUUCCUUGGACUUUGGUGGACCUGCCUCCCAAAGCAGAGCUGAGGACUGUGAGGAGAACGUUUGAAAAGUUAAUUUUUAUUGCAGUUUAACAUUUCAGGGUUUUAAGCACAUUUUAAAUAGAAAAGAUUUUGGUUUUAUCAGUGUAACUUGUUUUUUUUUUUUUUUUUUUUUUUUUUUAACAGAACUUAGAUUUCUAACAAGGGAAAAUUGCUGGUGGUCCCCGAAAGUGCUGCUGUUAAUUGUUUUAAUUAACAAAGGGAAAAAAUGUAUAUAAGCAGAAUAUUAAAAAUUACCAUUAAUUCCAUGAAUUUAAACCUGUCAUUCAUUGCCUUAAGACUUUUCUCCUAGUUUCCAUACUUUGGCAUGCCAAACCAGUAAAUGGCUUUUAAAAAUGUAUAGUAGACCAAUGUCAGUUUGUAUAAAAGUACCAAGUGAAAAUAUUUAUUAUAUGCAUUGGAAAAAAAAAAACUGGUUUACCUAUUGAAUGUUACCUGUUUCUGUAGAAAUCUUUAGAUGUAAUAAAAAGCAUUCAGUUA
Molecule: messenger RNA, 5964 nt
Organism: Lepidothrix coronata (blue-crowned manakin)
Lineage: Eukaryota; Metazoa; Chordata; Aves; Passeriformes; Pipridae
Gene: PIAS1
Product: protein inhibitor of activated STAT 1
Exons: 14
Coding region: 9-1964 (651 amino acids)
Biological process (GO): regulation of transcription by RNA polymerase II; protein sumoylation
Molecular function (GO): zinc ion binding; transcription coregulator activity; SUMO ligase activity
Source: RefSeq, a predicted model, not a curated record